This is a messenger RNA of Plasmodium inui San Antonio 1, 1110 nucleotides long. RefSeq lists its product as hypothetical. Gene Ontology annotation, cellular component: cytoplasm; nucleus. Bases 1 to 1110 code for a protein of 369 amino acids. The transcript has a single exon. NCBI's taxonomy places the organism in Eukaryota, Apicomplexa, Aconoidasida, Haemosporida, Plasmodiidae. The record is from RefSeq and is a predicted model, not a curated record.
AUGAAAGCGCUGGCGGCCAAGUACCACGUGCUGGCAAGAAACAUCUUCGAAAACGACUCUACCCGAAGGAGGAAAGUGGGAACGAGGGGACUGAAAAGGUAUCUGUUCACGUCGUUCAUCUUUUUCUCUUCGCCAUCCAUGGAAAAAGUCAUAGGAACGCAUUCGGGACGUUUCCACACGGACGAAAUAUUAGCCACCGUGAUGCUGAAGUUUCUACCAGAAUAUAAAGAUGCGAAAAUUAUAAGAACUCGUGACCAAGAAAAGCUGGACCAGUGUGACGUGGUGGUGGAUGUAGGGGGAGUAUACGACCAUGAAAAAAAAAGAUAUGAUCAUCACCAGAAAGAAUUUAAUGGAACUCUAGAUGACAAGCAUGACAUAAGACUAAGCAGUGCUGGACUAAUUUACAAACACUAUGCAAAAGAUGUUUUUCGAAAAGGGUUUGGCAUAACGGAUGAAGAAAAGGUCAACACACUUUAUGAUAAAAUAUACACUGCCUUUAUUGAAUCUGUCGAUGCCUUGGAUAAUGGAAUUAACCAGCACGAAGGUGUCGACAAAUAUCAAAUUAAUACUACCCUACAACAUCGAGUGAAUCGAUUUAAUCCAAACUUCCUUGACCAUGAAGCUGAUGCUGACGAACGUUUUAUGUCAGCUGCACAAAUUGUUAAAGAAGAAUUUGUUAGCUUUGUAAAUUACUAUUCUAAUGUAUGGUACGCAGCUAAAAGUAUCACCUUAGAAGCAGUAAAAGACAGAUUCAAUUUUCACCCAUCCGGAAGAGUUAUCUUCUUGAAGAGGCAUUGCCCCUACUACGAUCAUGUGUAUGACAUAGAAGAAGAACUAAAUAUAAAAGACGAAAUUUUGUUUUGUAUCUACAAUGACAGAUACCAGGAAUGUAGAUGUGGAACCAUUUCCAAGAAGAAUGAAGCCUUCACCAUUAGACUGCCCUUUCCCAAAAGCUUUAGGGGUCUCCAGAAGGAGGAACUGGAAAAAGUUUCGAACAUCCCGGGACUAUCCUUCGUCCACUAUUCUGGAUUCACUAGUGGAGGGAAAAGUGUCGAUUGCCUCUUAAAGUUGGUGGAAGCAACUUUGAAGGAAAACAACAUUUCCUUCUAG